This is a messenger RNA of Platichthys flesus (European flounder), 1913 nucleotides long. RefSeq names its product hepatic nuclear factor 4, beta (gene hnf4b). The record is from RefSeq and is a predicted model, not a curated record. Bases 238 to 1455 code for a protein of 405 amino acids. The transcript has 10 exons. Gene Ontology annotation, molecular function: zinc ion binding; nuclear receptor activity; RNA polymerase II cis-regulatory region sequence-specific DNA binding. Gene Ontology annotation, biological process: cell differentiation; anatomical structure development; positive regulation of transcription by RNA polymerase II. NCBI's taxonomy places the organism in Eukaryota, Metazoa, Chordata, Actinopteri, Pleuronectiformes, Pleuronectidae.
CAGCGCUGCGAGUGGGCCAUCACAGAGCAGCCGCAACUGAAUUAGGACAGACACUGUCGAGAAGACAAAAACUGAAGCUGCGAGACAUAGGGGAAAGGAAGAAGGAAAAGGAUCAGGCAUCCUCAUGGGACGCCUGUGACGGAGAGCGAGCGUGUGAAGUUACAGUAACAGUCGGUUCUGGUGGAGUUUCACAUCCCAGUUAGAUUUUUAAAAAAAACUGGAGCCUCGUCCGGGAGCAUGAAGCUCACUGGGACCGUCCUGAAACUGGAGUUCUCUCAUCGCAGCACAGAGGCCGAGCAUUCAAACAACACAACGGUGACACCACUAGAAACAAACACAACAGAUUCCGGAGUGUCAGCCCCAUCACCACCACAGCCGGAGAGAGGCCGGGCCCAGUGCUCGAUCUGUGCAGACAGAGCCACAGGGAGACAUUACAGCGCCUCCAGCUGUGACGGCUGCAAAGGCUUCUUCAGGAGGAGCAUCCGCAACAACCACACUUACAACUGCAGGUUCAACAGUCAAUGUGCGGUGGACAAAGACAAACGGAACCAGUGUCGUUCCUGCAGACUGCAAAAGUGUUUCAAGGCUGGAAUGAGAAAAGAAGCUGUUCAGAAUGAGAGAGACCGCAUCAACAGUCACAGAGCCAAGGGACAGACAGUGGGCACUCUGUCCAUCACUGUGCUCCAGCGGGCAGAGGCCAGCGCGACACAGUUUCCAGCUCCGGUCUCACCCAUCAGUCAUGACAUCGACACCAGGAAGACGGCCUGUGUGGGUGACGUGUUUCACUCCAUGAAGCAGCAACUCCUCCUGCUGGUGGAGUGGGCGAAACACAUCCCCGAGUUCUGCAGCCUCCCUUUGGACGACAGGGUGACCUUGCUACGAACCCACUCUGCAGAGCAUCUUAUUCUGGGGGCAGCACGACGCUCUUUGCCUUGCAACAAUCUCAUCCUUCUAGGCAAUGACUUUGUGAUCCCCCUGAGAGGCGCCCAGACAGAGGUGUCCACCGUGGCUUUCAGAAUCCAAGAGGAGCUGGUCAAACCUCUCAGAGAGCUGGACCUCCUGGACACAGAGUUUUCUUGCCUCAAAGCCAUCGUCUUCUUCAGCCCGGACUGUCCAGGUUUGGAGAGUCCUCGUCUCGUUCGACAUCUGCGGUUCCAGGCCCAGCUGCUGCUGGAGGAGGCGACCUGUGAGCAGAGGGGAAGGUUCGGGGAGCUCCUGCUGAUCCUGCCCGCCCUGCAGAGUGUGGCCUGGCAGAUGGUGGAGAGGCUGCACUUAGCACAGCUGCUGGGUGAAGCCAGAAUGGACAGCCUGUUGCAGGAGAUGCUGCUGGGAGAAGGUACAGACAACAGUGGGACUCAAGAGCAGCAAAGAGCUUCACCCCCAAACCACACCUCUGCCAUGUCCCACGUCUCAACAUCUCCUCCAGGCGGUUCUCCUGCUGCCCACGCAGACUGAGCUGAGGUGCACGGUCACAUCAAUGCUGCCAACGUGACCACGACAUAUACCAGUGGCACCUGUCUGCAAGAAACGUCCAAGAACAACAACUUGUCCAAGGAAUGGAAGGGUGUAAUGAGCUCGAGACAACACAUACUAAAAUAUUCACACACAUCCACAUUGUACAUACACAUAUAAUAGAACCGUCACCCACUACUGUUUAAAAAAUACUUUGUUUACUUGGAUCUACAGGGUGUGAUGCUAUAAUCAUUCCUAAUUUAAUAAUAAUAAUACAAAUAAUAAUAAUAAUAAUAAUAAUAUCUGUUCAGUCUAAUUUGAGAGCCAAAUCAUAACAUAGUUAGAUCGAGACCUUGAGUUUUUGUGAGAAAACUCAACAGCUUUAAUCUUGUGUCUUUGUGUGUAAUUGUGUUCAUUUGUCUAAGACAACAUAUAAAUAAAGUUUCACCUGUUUCAUAAGA